Messenger RNA from Phycomyces blakesleeanus NRRL 1555(-), 441 nucleotides. RefSeq lists its product as hypothetical. The record is from RefSeq and is a predicted model, not a curated record. The annotation marks the transcript as partial. The transcript is spliced from 2 exons. NCBI's taxonomy places the organism in Eukaryota, Fungi, Mucoromycota, Mucoromycetes, Mucorales, Phycomycetaceae.
AGAUUCAAGCCAGAGAAUAUUAUCCUUGUAGGUCUCAUGCCUGGUCCAAAGGAGCCAAAAACUGAUGAGAUCAAUAGUUACUUGGAGCCCUUGGUAGAUGAUUUGAAGCAGCUGUACGUUGGCAUGCGGAUUCCUACACACGAAUUCCCAAAUGGUGUCAGUGUUCGCGCUGCACUACUGAUGGUUACAUGUGAUAUCCAAGCCACCAGAAAGACAAGUGGAUUCACAGUGCAUAACAGCACAUGUGCUUGUUACAGGUGCAGCUGGCAUGGUGCAGAGAGCAGGUUGCAUGCUGAGGAGGGGAAGGAUGGAAGUACACUCUCAGAAAGGCAUCAGCUGGAGGUCGAAAAUGGUGUUCGAUGGUUGCAGUUGCAACGCCUUGGAUACUUUGAUCUAGUAUGUGGAACGAUCAUUGAUCCCAUGCAUAAUCUUUUCCUGGGG